ACAAACUAUAUAUUUCUAUAGCUUAAGAGGCUAUUCCUUAUGAACUUUUGGUUUCUGAAUAUCAUAUAACUGUGUGGCGAAUUAUUGAGGUCUAAAAGAGAGGACAAAAUCGUGUACAAGUGCUUCCGUAGCGUAUCGGGAGGCCUCAUACGAAAUCUGGCUCAAAUCAGGCAGCGCUGACGCCCGAUUUCGGUCAACAAACAUCCGAGCUGGCAUUGCCACAUCCACAUCCUUUGAUACAAAAUUUAAUCCAACAGACAUCAUGUCAAGUCUACAGAGAGACAAUCGAAUCAAAGGGUUGAUCAGAUGCGAAUCAUGCACUGAAUCUUUUGCUUUGCGCGGACAGCUUAACCGCCAUCGUAAAACCCACACGAAACCAUACCGUUGUGAUCACUGCACGGCAGGAUUUGCUCUAAGAUCCGACCUUAAUCGGCACAAGGCCAAACACGGCGGACGGGCCGACACGAAAUUCUACUGUGCAUGGCCCGGCUGCCAUUUCAAAGGCACCUGGCGAAGGGACAAUCUUUUGAAGCAUUUACGCAAACCGCAUGGGGGAAAGAAUGUCACAGAACAAGUUCGGGCGGCCUACGAGAAGGGCCUGGAGGAACAGAAGAAAGCGACAGACCGUCUGAGCUUCAUGAAAGCUGUCCAGAGUGGCCAUAUCCCAACGGUGAGACAAUUGCUACUGUUUGGGGCAGACAUCGCAGUGAGAAACGACACAGGGAAGACAUCACUACACGUCGCUACGCUGAACGGGGAUGUGGAGAUGAUACAAGAGUUAUUGGGCAAGGGCAUCGAUAUCGAGGCUAAGGAUGACGACAACAUGGCAGCCCUUUACUAUGCAGCCAGGACCGGGAACGAAGCAACUUUACGGAUUCUUGUACGACAUGGUGCUGGUGCUAGCAUUAUAGAGAGAACGGCUAGUGGAACUCGAUGCAGACGUGGAUACACUGGACAAGGACCAAACGACUGCACUAUACCGGGCUGCUGAAAACGGGCACAGCGCGGUGGUGGCGACGCUACUGGAGGCAGGCGCUGAUAGGGUUGAAAGACCGAAGCAAUCAUCUACUUCCAUUGACAGCCAGAAUCAUCGCAAGACUGCACUACGAGUGGCCGUAGCGAAUGGUCACGAAGCAGUUGUAGAUGUUUUACUAGCUGCUGGCUGUGAAGCAACCAACUCAGACUUACGAGCAGCCAUUAGGGGUCACGGUGAAGCAGUGAUGGAGAACCUUGUGGCCGCUGGUGUCGACGUUGACGGUACUUCUCGUGGUAGGACCGCCUUGCAUACAGCUGCACAAAGCGGCAAUAUAGC
Molecule: messenger RNA, 1312 nt
Organism: Hyaloscypha bicolor E
Lineage: Eukaryota; Fungi; Ascomycota; Leotiomycetes; Helotiales; Hyaloscyphaceae
Product: ankyrin
Exons: 4
Coding region: 263-991 (242 amino acids)
Molecular function (GO): protein binding
Source: RefSeq, a predicted model, not a curated record